AUGUCACAACCACGCAAAAGAGCUCAUAUCCUGCCUCAAUUUUCAGCUAAAGAUUAUAUCCACAGCUCAGUCGAUCGAUCUCUAAAAAGCCCAAGCUUUGGGUUUCCAUUUACAUACACAUAAAAAUACAUUAAAAUGGAGAUGCGUGCCAGUCCGCUAUCUUAUCAGACCUCAGGACCUUGUGGAAGGGAUGAUGGAGUUCGGUGAAGUGUAGCUUGCUAAGUUUUACUUGGUUUGGUGGAGCACAAUUUCCAGUUUAUUGGAUUGCAUGCUCACGUCCAGGUCAACGUUUUACUUCAGAGGAAGAUAAAGUUCGGGGCUGAAAGCUUGCUCCAGCAGCACCAUUGAGGUUUCUACUGGUCAAUCAGGGACUUUCCUCAGCGCGAUCCCAGUCGUUACGCUUUGGGCUACGAAUUUUCAUGUUGGCUGAUAGCACUCCUCAUUCUACUUAACUAACGACAUUCCCAUAAAUUAUUUUACCAUUUUUCACAAAAUUUUAAUUAUUUUAAAUUAUUAUUUCUUUUUUUAAAAUGAGCGUGUUACAUCUCAUAAAUCACGAUUAGUCGCCUUAAACCCUAAGACAGCCUCUCCAACACAUACCCCAAAAACUACCAAAGCCAGGUCAAGACCUCACCGUUUUGCAUCACCUUAUUCAAAACCUCGGACAAAUUUAAAUAGAUCUUUUUCUUCAAGCACAAUGAAAAGAAAUCAUAGCGAGGAAGCAUUUACUUCUCCAAAGAGAACAAAAGACCGUAUGAACAGCUUAGCGUUAGAUUUUUCGCAGUGCAAUACCUUUGACAAUGAAAAUCUGCUUCAAAAUUCUACCCUGUGUACUAAACUUAACGGCAGACUAGCCAAAUUAACCCCAGCGAAUAAAGAAAAACAAUUUUUAAUAUGCAAAGAAGCACUCCAGGAAUUAAUUGACUCUGUAAAGCCACUUUCGGAUUUAUUGGAGUCUAUUAAAAAAGGAUAUGAAACUUAUAUUGAUGAAAAAGAAACAAUUAUAGAGGCACAAAGGAAACAAAUAUCCCUAUUUAUAAUAAUUUUAUAAAUAAAAAAGUUAUUUAGUAUAGUAUGCUCAAGGUAUUUAAUAGGGAAUAUAUGACUUAAGAGGGGUGACACAAGUAAGCACCAUGGCCUCAGAUGCUUCAAGAACACCUCAAGGAAAAUAUAUAGAAAUCCCUCAGUCAAGACUUAAAAAAUCAAGGGUUCCGAGUAACCCAAAAUUCGAAGUUACACCUGCAAAUGACAAAGUAAAUGAUCUUAAUAAACAAAUAAACGAUAUGAAGCAGAGAGAAAAAGUUUAUCAAAACUGCUUAUCAGAAUUAAUUAAAAAAGGAUACCCUGUCAACCAAGCUCUAUUAAAUGAUGGUUUAAAUAGAAAAAAUUCGAAAACUCCUCAUCCAAUAAAACCAAGGGCAAUUUAAAAUUAAAUAAAAUUAUAAUAGAAAAAUUGUAAUGAAAAAUAAAAAAUUUAAGGCGUAUUGGACGCGGUAAUGCAUAAUUUAUUUUUUAUAAUAGAAAAUUAAUUAUUUUUCUUCAAAAAUAAGCAAGAAAACCAAGAUUAGAAGAAAUCCCAAAACUUGAUUUAACGAGAUUAGAAACUAAAAAGAAAUAUAUAGACUCUAAAGACCAAAAUAUAUCACUGACAGAAAGCAAAUCAGGUGAAAAUGUACAUAUGCAGAAUGGAAAUUCAGAAAAUAAACCAAAGGAAAAUCGAAUUUGUUUUCAGGAAGAAUUUAUGUCAAAGUUCCAAGAGUUUUCAGAGUCUUGGAGAAAUUUGAUACAAGACCAGACUAGAACUUAA
Molecule: messenger RNA, 1807 nt
Organism: Blepharisma stoltei
Lineage: Eukaryota; Ciliophora; Heterotrichea; Heterotrichida; Blepharismidae
Source: the annotation of a GenBank genome assembly